Molecule: messenger RNA, 1522 nt
Organism: Sebastes umbrosus (honeycomb rockfish)
Lineage: Eukaryota; Metazoa; Chordata; Actinopteri; Perciformes; Sebastidae
Gene: ntan1
Product: N-terminal asparagine amidase
Exons: 10
Coding region: 188-1105 (305 amino acids)
Biological process (GO): ubiquitin-dependent protein catabolic process
Cellular component (GO): nucleus
Molecular function (GO): protein-N-terminal asparagine amidohydrolase activity
Source: RefSeq, a predicted model, not a curated record
CUCUUUUAGGGAACAGCAGAAGAAGAACUCAUUCCCGGAAGUCCAACCCGAUGGACUUCAUAACGGUUACUGCGAUAUGUUAUAAGUUAUACAUAAUAUGAGAUAUUAAGACAUAACAAUGUGAAGUUACAGGUCUUUAUAGUAGUGUGAUAACCAGCUGAUUUAGAGGUGCACGUUGCUUAAGGAAAUGCCGUUGUUAAUUCACAAUAGAGGAGUUGACCGCAUCAGCUCGACCGCGGAGCUGUUCGACUCACAUCCACAUUUACAGGAAAAUGCAAGAACAUUUCGCACCAAGCCACUUGUUGAUGUCGACCCAAAGUGCCUCUUGUAUGUCCAACAAAGAGAGUUUGCUGCAACAACACCAGCAGACAACUGUGUUUCAGUACUUGGAUCUGGUGAUGCCACCACCUGCCAUUUGGUUGUGCUGCGACACACCGGAAGUGGAGCUGUUUGCCUUGCUCACUGUGAUGGUUCCAGCACCUGGUCUGAAGUCCCGCUCCUCGUGAAAGCUGUGACGUCACUGAGUAACGUCAGUAAGGAGGGCAGACUUGAGCUCCAUCUAGCCGGGGGAUUUAACGAUGAGUCAAAAACAUCCCAUAAACUCAGCUUUAACAUACUGGCAGCGUUCCAGAAACUGAAAGAGGAUAUUCAUCUGGAAACAUGUUGCAUCACAGAAAUGAACGACCUCGUUGUUGAUGGAACUCAUAGGCCUGUAGUAUAUGGAAUGGGUGUAAAUGUUAAAACAGGGGAAGUGUUCCCUUCGUCAUUCACUCAUAAAGGACCUGCAGAGGAGCUGCGAUCGGCAAGGACCUUCACUGGGGGACAGAUGGCAGACAUAUAUGACUCAAGUCGAGGGCUUGUUAAAAUCGGGCCUUGCAAGUGGUCUCCAAAUCUGGAUAUUGCCUUCUGGUUGUCACAAGACGAUGACACAAUUUUAAAGUACCUGUCCACCUCUCCGAUGGCUGAGCCGCCACACUUCGUCCAGCACAUGAAGACCACCAUCCAGUUCCUUUUAGAACACCCCAACUCUGACAGCCUGUUCCCCGGGGGUCAGCCACAGCUCUACCACAGGACUGAGAGGGGGGACUGGGAGAGGGCUGUCUAGUCAUUUGAUAGAGCCCUACAUUACACCUAUGGCUCACUGGACCUUAACAUGGAACCUGACUGUUUUUGCCUCUCAGCUCAAUGGAUACACUGUGACACAUCCACCCGCUGUCUGUUUUUUGUUCAUCGUGUCUUAACAUGGUUGGGCAUACUGUAUGUAUGUUGAAUGGCUCUCCUGACUCAUCUGGCUGGUCCAGUAGAGAGAGUAGAGGAAGUGCAAGGGAUUCUGUUCAUGCCUGUAGCAGUUAAUUUUCCCACUCUUGUGAGGUGGUGAAAAACGUAUACCAUCUGCUGUGUUGCAGUAAGCUAAGGUUAAAGGGAAAAUACGGCCAUUUUCAAAAUUUAUACAUGUUAGUCCUAUGGUCUAAGACAGUCCAAAAAAUAUUUGCGAACAUGAACAACUCUCUCCAAAUCCCAA